AUGGCCAUCUUCGGGCUCUGGGUCAUCAACAAAGCUGGCGGAUUAGUCUAUCAACGGAGCUUUGCAGAUGGGCUUGCACAGUUGACCUCAAAUGAAUAUCUCGUCCUUGCCGGAACGCUGCACGGUAUUCAUGCCAUAACUUCUCGUCUUUCUCCUAUUCCUGGUCAAAGCUCGGGCGCACAAGUCAUCGAGGGCGAAACCUUUAAGAUUAGUGUGUUGCUGACGCUUACAGGGACGAAAUUUAUUCUGCUAACCUCUCCCGCCGAACCUGCGUCAUCUAUCGACGUCCUUCUUCAAAAGAUUUACACUACUUACGCGGAGAAAGUGAUGCAAAAUCCGUUUCAUACACCGGAAAUGCCUAUACGGAGUGAGGCGUUUGAUGUCAGUCUGGGAGCCUUGAUCAGUUGA
Messenger RNA from Lentinula edodes (shiitake mushroom), 408 nucleotides. Its product is annotated as Sybindin-like protein. Lineage: Eukaryota; Fungi; Basidiomycota; Agaricomycetes; Agaricales; Omphalotaceae. The record is from RefSeq and is a predicted model, not a curated record. Gene Ontology annotation, biological process: endoplasmic reticulum to Golgi vesicle-mediated transport. The transcript is spliced from 4 exons. The coding region runs from base 1 to 408 and encodes 135 amino acids. Gene Ontology annotation, cellular component: TRAPP complex.